Microsporum canis CBS 113480 is the source of this 441-nucleotide messenger RNA. RefSeq lists its product as uncharacterized. The coding region runs from base 1 to 441 and encodes 146 amino acids. The record is from RefSeq and is a predicted model, not a curated record. Lineage: Eukaryota; Fungi; Ascomycota; Eurotiomycetes; Onygenales; Arthrodermataceae. The transcript has a single exon.
AUGCCUUUCACUAUCAUAGUAGUGACGUCCGCCAUCCAUCCACCAGGUCGUCAAGCCGUGUUCCCAGAACCGUCAGGUCUUCUUCUCCAGGGGUCGUUUCGUCUUCUUAACGAUGAGAAGACGACGACGACUGGCCGUUCGUAUCGUUUGGAGGACCGGAUCGGCCUGUGUGGAAGCACAGCUGCAGUUGUUGUUAUAGACGAAGGGAAGCAUGUCCUCCCAGCAUGGCAGACGACAGUCACUCCGGUCAACUACAGUGCCCUGUUUCACGAUCGAUCUCUGAGCCAGGCCAGGCAGAGAUCAGUGUUCGUAGCUGAUCUCCAGCAUGGUGUAUCUUCUUCCGCGGACAGACAAAGAAUACGCCUAUCGCGGCUGUGGAGACACGCCAUGGCUAUGAAGAAAGAAAGUGCCGUACGAAAGCAUUAUUUCUUCUUAGGCUGA